Molecule: messenger RNA, 11719 nt
Organism: Dermacentor silvarum
Lineage: Eukaryota; Metazoa; Arthropoda; Arachnida; Ixodida; Ixodidae
Product: protein capicua homolog
Exons: 7
Coding region: 176-1225 (349 amino acids)
Biological process (GO): regulation of transcription by RNA polymerase II
Cellular component (GO): nucleus
Molecular function (GO): DNA-binding transcription factor activity, RNA polymerase II-specific; RNA polymerase II cis-regulatory region sequence-specific DNA binding
Source: RefSeq, a predicted model, not a curated record
CAAGGCGAGAGCGUAAUGUAUGAAACCGAGCGCUAGCUGACUUUUCGCAUGUGCGUCGCGCGCCGUUGGAGCUCGGAGCUGCCGUGGACGCCGAUGUGGUAGAGCAACGAAAAUACACUGGACGAGAGCGAAUUCCCCAGGGCUCCGGCCGCGGGAAGGAACUGCGUCCGCCGAGAUGUUCAACGUCGAGAAGCAGCAGCAGUUCGGAAGCCUCCUCAGUCAUUCUCAUUAUCAAAACAACAUCGUCUCCGCUGCAGCAGCACGACAGCCCUGCAGCUCCAGCAUGGUGGCGAUGGGCCGCAGGGGCUCGGCUGGCGAAAGUGCGAGUCCGGACCCGAUGGCCGGCGUCGGUGGGGCCUCCACAAGCUCUGGUGACGAGGCGUCUACCGACUGCAAGGACUCGGCCUACGUCUCGAGCGAGGGGCUCAUGGACACAAGCCCACCUGUGACAUCGGCAUGGUCCCAGUUUCCAGCCGGUACCGAGGGGGUGUUUGACCGGCUGACUGAGCUGGCCAUCAUCGCCACAAGCCCCGAGAGCCCCCUCCUGAGGGACUCGCCACCACUCAUCCACCCAGCCUCAUCAUCAUCAUCAUCAUCCACUGCAGGGGCACCACCACCACCACUGUCACCGCCGGGGCGCCAACGAUCGUUCAGCCUGUCGGCAUUGCAUUCCUAUGCACGGCCACCCCUGCCCCCUCGCUUGGGCCAUGCUGUCUCGCACUACCCACCUGGCUCGGGUCCCCAUGGCACCCAGCCUAUGGGUAUCAUCGAUGACAGUCCCAGAGCACUGCCCCUCACUCCCGAAGACCGGUCGGCUGCAUACACGCUCAGUACUAUGGCCAAACACUGCAUAUCAGCGUCGGUGCCAGCGCCCGCACCACCACCUGCGCCCUCGGAACCUGCGGCUGUAUCGGCGCAGUGCUCGCCGUCCAAGAAGUCUCUCAACCCACGCACCCGCCACACAUCAUGCCCAGACCCCGCCAAGCCCCGACGACCCAUGAACGGCUUCAUGCUGUUCGCCCAGAAACACCGUGGCGAGUAUUCCCACAUGCACCCUGGCAAGGACAACAGGGCCAUCAGCGUGAUGCUGGGUGACCAGUGGCGCAAGAUGAAGUCUGAAGAGAAGAAGCUCUACUCUCAAGAAGCCAAGGUUCGUGCUGAUGAGGUCAAGAAGGUCCACCCCGACUGUUGGAAGCGCAAGCGCUCCUACUCCACCAGUAUCUGAACGUGCUGUUCCGCCAAGCAACUCGCACGGUCUACUCUCUGGGCUUUCGCUUUCGAAGAAGCCCUCGCCUUCCACUGUCGGGCCUCCCUCUCGGCAAGGACAUGCUGCCAUUGGAGAAGCAGGGCCUGAUUUCAUGUUGCCAGAUGCUCAAUGGGAUGCACGGGAUCACGUCGCGGAGACUUGUUAAACUGUGUGGAAGCGCACAACUUCACGCGCGGGGACAUGCGGCAAAACCCCAGUUGCGCCGAAUCACGGCUACGGAAACCUGAUGUUUGUACAGAAGGCAGAGGUCGCUCGGGCUCCCGGAUUGAGCUUUAAAAGCCUGAUGCGAGAAAGCCCGUGGGUGCUUAUGUGCAAGCCCGUUGCUGCGAAGUCUUGCUAAAAGGCCUGUGAUGGCUCAGUUGGAUAUGAGUGGCGAGACUGUAACGAAGGAGGCAUGUGCUGACUGGUUUAUAAGGUUGCAGCACCGGAGCAGCGGCGCCACACAUCUGAAGCCGUACGGUGUCACAUGGUGCCACAACCGUGUGUCAGAAUCAACUGUUGCGUCUUUGUGUGUGCUUCCGACUUGUGCAAGACGUGGGGGCUGCUACAGGAAACCACCCCUUGCGAUUGUCGUGUUGUCGUUCGUCUGUUCACUAUGGCAUGUCUGAUGGAGCGAGACAGCAGGGGCGGCUUACUCACUGACUGCAGCUUCUGCUACUUGCUUCUUUCCGUUUUCUGUGCAUCAUAUCUUCUUGGAGCUGCACGCAGCCAGCUGUUCUUGUGUUUCCCUGUGAUCAGGGACUUUUCGUGUUUCGGGAACUGAUCUUGAGCCGAAUUCUUGGCUUUCCUCGUGGUGCUGUCUCACUGAACUCCUGUGCUCUUGAUCAUUGAACUCGUGCACUUGGCUGGCUUUUUUUUUUUAAUGCAAUUUUGACACAGCUGCUUUCUUCUCCUUAUGAUUGUGUCUUUCAUCUGAUCUGCAGUUCAGGUGAUAGAUUGUAGCCAUGCAAGAAAGGUUGGCCUCCGCUCAACCUUGCAAGCCCUCUGGAUGGCUUCCCCUCCCUCGUUUCUCGUCCUUAAGUGUUUCUGGGGUCUGAGAUACUAUCCUCACUCGACAUCUAGCACGCAUGGAUGAAUGAAAGGCGGUAGAAGUGGUGUGUUGCACCCUACUCUCGGCAACGUUGUCCAGCUGUGGCUUCCCUGCAUGACCGUUCCCUUUUUUUCUCCUCCAACGCCAUCCCUCCUUUCCGUGCCUUCGCGAAAGUAAUCAUCGGAGGUGAAACGGAUACAGGUGUGGUCGCCAUGCGCUGCCCUCUGGUGUGUGGUAGCCCCGUGGCAAAGUUCAGCCACAUUGAAUCAUCUUGCAGCAACAUUUUACUCCUAGCUAUGGGAGCUUUUUUUUUUUUUUUUUUUUUGCUUUCGGGGCAGUCAUUUGCUGGUUGGGUUCGCUUCUGCUGGGUUGAGUAUGCUUUUGCUGGUCGCAAGGAACUUGUGCACAGUUUGUCUGGAGCAUCAUUUUAGGAGUGGUCCUCCCGUCUUCAAAUUUUUUACCUUUUUUCUUUUGCCCCGCUAUUCUCCGGUUCUCUAUCUCUCAGUCGUCGCUCUGUGUUUGUUUGCAGUGAAAGUGUCUUUAAAUGGUAGACACCGUGCCGGAAGCAUGCAGGCGGUUUGCAUUCUUUUUUAUCAUUGUUUCGCUUUCUUGUAAAUAAGAAGGCCUUGAUUCUUUUUUAAAGUAUUUGUGCAAAAUGCAUUGCAUGUACAGGGUGAGAAAUGAGGUUUUAUAAGCAGUGGUCCUCGCUGGUCAUUUUUGGCUUAAGUUUUCGCUGCUGGCAAAGCCUCGCCUUGAAGCGAGAGUUACAAGGCUGGAGUUUGCUUGUCAUGUCAACUUUCUUUAUCUUAGUUGUGCACGAAAUUUAUGAGCAGUGUCAAUUCUACCUAAUUUGAACAGGGAAUUCAAACAGAGCGUUCCCUGGAUUUUGGAUCGAAUGUACCAAUGCAGCAGGAGUAUCCUGAAAAUUUUCAUUGAGUGCCACUUCAAAUGACGAGUUUGCUGACUGGUUGAUUCUAAGUCUUGGAUUUUAGGCUGACUCCGAAGCUACUAACGACAUAUUUCAGGUCUAAGGCUGAGCACAAGGUUGCGGGAUCGAAUCCAGGCCGCGGCGGCCGCAUUUCGAUGGAGGCAAAAUGCAAUAACGCCCGUGUGCUUGCGUUGCAGUGCACGUUAUAGAACCCAAGGUGGUAAAAAUUAAUCCGGAGCCCUCCACUAUGGCGUGCCUCAUAAUCAGAACUGGUUUUGGCAUGUAAAACCCCAGAAAGAAGAUGACAUAUUUUAGGUGAAUGUGAUAUACCUUUUAGCCAGGUUCUUCCAGAGCACAGUGGACAAAGAAAAGGUUUCCGAAGAAACACUGAAAUAUCAAGAACUCUGUGCAAAAAAGUGCGAGUACUGAUGUUUGACUUUGGAGGCCCUUGGUGGCAGUAGGAACAUCGAAAUUGUAUGUUUGUUAUAGAUUGAAGCUUUUGGCAGAUCAGUUACUGCCGAGCUAAGACUGUGGCAUCUUGGAAAUUUGCACAGAGUUAGCUCGUCCAAAAUGAACCGGCUGCUCUUCGAACCGGGACACUUUAACGGAUGGUGUCAUAAUCUGUUCCCGUCUCGAAAAGUGCAAAAGGAGUUAGUUGCGUGACUCCGCCGCAAGUUUGCCAAGUUAUGAUUAUGUCCUGGUUUCCAAACUUGCACGCUCCUACGGGUGCUGCUGCGUAUGCAUCUGUUCAAGAUGUCUUAUGCUAAUGGGAUAUCCCGAUUCAUUAGCAUGAUUCGUAAUAUGCUGAGGGAUUACGCCGCAGGGCAUCUGUGAGUGAUGGCUACGCGGGCCGCUACAGCGUCAUAAGUGGCAGGGGCCAGGAGGAUGUAGCGAUUCUAUUUCAGUUCUUUUGUUUUUCUCACUCAUUUAAGCACUUAUCAUGAGGAUCAGUCAAUCAUGAGUGACAGAUGACAAGAUAGGAAGAGUAGAGCCAAGUGAAAGAAAUCCUAUCUACUCUAGUGGCUGAGGUUUAAGUUGUGUGCAGUAUUGGUGGCCAUGCAAAUGGGAGCGCUUGCCAGAGGGUGUUCUGCAAAGCAUUGCUCGAUUCACUUGGGCCACGUUUUUCUCGUUUGUUUCCCCCCGGGCCAUUUUGUUUUGGAAACUCAAAAGAGGGCACUUGCGUCAAAAGAGUCUGGUGUCAGCCUGUGAAAUGUGCUGCCGUGUAGAGAUGCUGGGAAGGCCAGACAACUUCAGGUUGCUAGUCAGGCCAUGCCGAGGCAACAGCAACAGCAUCAACAACAAAGGAAUAAUCAAGUACAAAUUUGCAUUGGUCGUUUUCGAGAGACCACUGGCAAAACAAAGAGAGUUUUUAUUUGUAUAAGGGAGAAGAUAAAUGAGUUUGCACACGUUCGUGUGCCAAUGUUAUCUUAGUGCUCGUGCCAAAAUGUUUGCGCAAUGCUCGAGUCUCGCGCCGCCACAUGAAUCACUGUAGAGUGCGGCGUGCAUCCCCCGCUCUUAUCAAGUCACGAGAUAAUUUUUUUUUAAAUUUUAUUUUACAAACGCGGGUGAGUCGUCUCUGCAAAAGCAUGCCAGCGUCCAUGUUAUUAUGUUUUGUGACAUGCUGUUUCUUUUUCACUUGUAACAUGUCUUUCUCUUCUUUUUGCCUUCAAAUAGAACAAGAAGAGGCGCAGUGUUCAAAAAAACAAUUUCUUGUUUUACGCUUGAGCAAGUCAUGGAUUUAUAUUUUGCUCCGAGAAAGCUGCGCGCACAACAAAGCAUAGAUGAGUAUUUUUGGCAUCGCGGAUCACCAGCGUCGUCGUGUUGAUAUUUUUUGCAGUGGUCUUAUUCCUUUUUUUUUUUUUUUUUCAGAGGUGGUGGCUCGUGUUUCUCUUUGUGGGUGUGUCCAUUCUUGUUGGCCAUUGUUGCACAGCAUGUUAUGGGAGCGCGUAACUAACUUCCCCGUGAUGCCAUUAUUCGCUUUCUUAUUUUGCAUAUUUUUCAGUUUCGUUGAUUUAUUUGUUGAUCUGUUUACCUUUUAUUACCUUCUCCGCACUUGCAUGUCUUGUUUGCACUGCUUGUGUUGCUUGCGAUUUAGUCCAAUUAUUGCUGUCUUUUUCGUUAUUCCUUUUUUUUUUUUUUGUCUACACCGUUAGUCUACCACUCUGGUCCUUGUUUUCUACAUAGCCUGCUCUCUGUUCCAUGGAUUUUCCCUUGUGUUGGGCCAAUGGGCCAAAAAAUUUAUUUUUGAACCCCUCGUUACCAACUCACUGAUUGAUGUCACUUCUCCCUCCGGUGCCGUUUUAUGCUUUUGUUGCUGUCAUCCAUAAUUUUGCGUGCACUUGCAUUCACCAGUGUCGUCGACAGAAAGGCUUCAUUGUCAUGCUCGUUUUCUUGCUUCCUGGUGGCUGGAGGUAUUGCUGCGGCCAUAAGUCGCCAGCUUUCUGUAUACUUAUAUCAGCCUCCUUUUUGUAACUUUUGAAGACACCAGGUUUUCUCUGUUUUGCAACAGCCGUGUAACGCUCUUGCACAUGGUUUUAACUCCAACAUUGUCAGUCUCGGGUCGUAUUUGGGUCACCAGCUGUCGUGUGCGUAAAAGCUCCUUAGCAACUAGGCAAGCUCAUUGCAUCAAAGUGGUAGUCCACUUGCUACUUCCGGGAGCUGGUGUACAUACUCAUUUCGUCGUAAACUUGUUUUUGCGUGGCCUCUGGAUAAACGCAGUCUUCAUGAAUGGUUUACUACAGGCCUCGUUUAAAAGCUUCUUAAAAAAUGUCUUCCCUCUCUCGUUUGGGUUCAAAUACUUUCUAUGCAAGGAAAUGUUUCUGCUUCAAAACUACUUAGCAUGUGCUCUUUUAAUGAUUCAAACUACUUCCACAAGUUGGACUAAACCUUGCAGAAGCUUUCCUGCCAUGCAUGACUGUGAUGCUGAUGUGAGGACCAAAGUGACGAUGUGGACUGCCCCCAUUGAAAAAUAUUGGGCAGGGAUUUAAUUAAGAUGUCCAGCCUAGUGAUGGACGCACACUGGAAAAACAGUUGAUUAUCGGGUGUCCCCUUUCUUUUCUGCCAGCUGCACAUGGUGGCAUGUUCCACAAAAAACCCUUCUGUCGCUCUUAAUCCCAAUAGCCUAUCUUAAGUGACGCUUCUUAUUGGAUAAGUUUUUCACCCAAACCUCUUCUGGCUUUGUGUGUAUAAAGGCCACUGUAUGUUUGCUGUGUGCCAGAAGCACAACUGCUUGGAUGCAACACAAGCUAAGCGGUGUCCGCGUAACGCAAGCUCGCGAGGGGACCUAAGGUGCAGACUUGUUUGCAGGUUGGUCUCCUACAAGUGCAGUCAAUAGGAUUUGUGUUUGCUAUGAUUUGUGCCAAAACGAUGACACAGUUCCAUGUGGAGCAUAGAAAUCGCACAUCACUGGAAGAGAUGGAGUAAAGCCUUCUUGAAUUUCGAACGCACAGCUGCUCCACGUAGUGUGGAACCUGGUUCCCAAGCCAUGCCUAUAAGCGUCUUAGCUUUUCCAUCCUCUGCUGUAUAUGUUUGGUGCUGAAAUAAUUGUUGCGCUGCUAAGACAUUUAGAAACAGGCAAGUAAACUUGAAAAAAGGAGCAACAGAAUCAGAUAAAAAAACUACCAAAUGAAGUAUUUUGCGCAGCGAAAUCAGUAUCCAAUGGGGAGUAAAUACUGAAGAUAUAAUUAAGAAAGGCCUUUGGUAACAAAUACUUGUCUAGAUGCAUCGCAGUAAUGAUGCGAUCAAAGUGUUUGAACUGUGGAGAACCUCUUGAACUCUGAUGUUUUGUAUAUCUGUACAUACACACACAGAUACAUUUGGGCAGCCUUUGUAAAAGGUACUAAAUCACCUGUUUGGCAUGUAACAGAAGUUGUAGUUCAAUGUGCAUAGCGGGUGUGCUCUCGAGUCCCUGGAUUACGAUAUGUACGGUGCUCUCGGCAACGAUUGAAGUGUGAGCAACGGAAUGCUUGGCUUCUUGCACAGCCUAGCACAAAACGAGUAGGCAUGAAGGUGCCUGACCAACUUCAGUGUCUCACGAGUGGUGUUCAUAACAUGUCAGGUUUGUUUGAAAAUUCUCAUGCCCAUUGGUAUUUGCUAGGCUGUGCGAAAACCAGUCACUCUGAUGCUCACAUUUCAAGCGUUGCUGACACCACCUGAGGGCAACAGUUGUUUUCACUUUCCGACUAUUGGUGCGCAAUAGGAAGGCACACCGGGUGGCUCAGAGUUACCCAGCAGUCAUAUACCAGAUGACCUGAUUACUUUUAAAAGAGACGGUACAGUACUCAGCAAAUGUAAUGUGAUUCAUAUUCAUAUUUAUGUGCACUCGGAUGUCAUGAUACUGAUAUACAGAAACAGUUGGGACCCAUAGCCUAUUUUCAUUGUGGGUUCCAACACGAAAGCACAGUUGAAAUAAUGUUAACAUGUGGCUUUUAGGGCCCUAGUUUCGAGGUGCUGGGGAAUGUCUAACUAGUGGCCAGUUCAGAACAUGGUAGAAGAUGAAAUUGAGCACUGACUCUCUCAUUUGGCAUUUACUAAAUGUCUCGACUACAAAGCACACCUUGAUUUUUCAGUCUUGCUUUCUUGCACUCACCUCCUAUGCCUUGUGUGCCUCUGUAACACUCUCAUCACCGUUUGUCUCUUCACUAACUUUUAUCACUUUCUUUUUAUUGCUGUCCAGUCAAGGAAGGAUGUUGUGAGAAAACAAGAAAUAGGUGUGUGGUCAGCCUGCCAGAAAGUGCCAGCACUGCCAGCACAUUGAAAUGUGGUAGCUGUUGCGAAAUGUGUAAUUGCAGCGUGCACUCCAUUCACAUUUAUUACUUGGAAAAUAAAGACACCAGCCUGUCUCUGCAUUUCAAGGUGCACGGCGUUGCCGGCAUUGCGGGCAGGUGCACGCACCAUUAUGCACAGCUACUGUCAGAUGCCAGUGCUGAAUUUCAAUGCCAUCCGAGUAUUGAACAACGAAAACUAGCUGUUUGCUGCAUCAGUUGUGACACCGCCUCAUCAGGCGAGACGGUGCACCUGUCUGUCUUUCCUCAUGUUUUUUGGUGGCCACGGUUGAACGUCGAUGGGUUAAUCAGUGCUUUUCGAAAAACUACCUCUUGCACAUAAGUUUAUGUCACAUGGCUGAUUAUGGAAUGCCGCAAUUUAUCCCAUUUCACUUGUUGAGUCGUGUACUUGUUUCUUGCAUGCCUUGAAGUGGACUUCGGCGGUCGUUGAGUCACAUUUCCUACUAAAGAUGCAUGUUAAACCAGUGGAUUGUAAAUUAGGUGCCUACAAAGGUGUUUCAAAAGGCACACAUCACAUUGUUUUGCUUGAAGAAUCUCCUCAGGCACACUUGUGACAUCACAGAACAAGGCAGAUAUGGGGUCAAAGAAAGCCUGGUAAGCCGAGAUGUUCGUUAUGAUACCACCCUUCUUGGUGUGAGCGUGCAGCAAGCAUCUAUUGCUACACCUUCGUGUAUGAUACACCUGCUUUUUCAGCGUCACCUGCAUCUGGUGUAAUCUCGCUCAUCUGUAAUAUAGUAACUUUUGAUAACACACUGGUUCUCAGUCUAUUUUCUUUUUGAGGGAUGUUUAGCUGCAGUAAAUUUGGGCAAUCUGUCUAAUUCAAAGUUAGCUCGCGUGUGUCAUUCUAAUUUCUAGUGCCAAUCAAUGCAUCCAACAGGGCUGUGCAAGGACACCUUGCAAAAAAGUGGCGUGGCAGAAGCUGCUGUCCUGCCACUUUCUCUGCAUGGCCACAUUCCCUGGAGCAGCAACCAGAACAGACAGUGAGACUGUGUAACAGGGUGCACUCGUAACAAGUUAACUGUUUGUAACUGACAAUGAAAUGCUGGCCAGCUAUAUUUUAUUUGUUAGCAAGCAUGCCAACGUUACUCGUUAAACUAGUUACGUGAGUAGAUCAAUUCUAAUACUACAUCACUGGUAAAGUAUCUGGCUACAUGUGCAUUCUGUUGGAAAAGUGUUACGAUUGCCGUUUUCACUGAUGAAGCAUGCCAGCUACUGCUUGUUGGUGCUACGCUCACAGCCACUUGCCUGCAACAAGGAUGAACUUUCAUUUGCUGCCAAAGGCUGCCAUCAAAAGUUGGUGACUGUAGUUGCAACAUACAGUAGCUGUCAAGUUCUGGUGGCAGAAGCAGUAGUGAAUGCCUGUACAGCAGCUUUAACAACCGUCCGGAAGAAGCUGUGCAAGAACAAGACAUCGCAGUAUUGUAUCUCUCGGCGCUCUCGCCUCUUGUACAGCUUUAUCAUCGCCGAGAACCGUCGCUCACUCGUGUCAGACAGGCUAGCUUGUCAGGCUGCUUGUAUGAGCGUUCAGGUUCUCGCUUUUCUGAACUUGAUUUUCACUGCAUGUCAGGGCUGUUAAAACUGUCAGGAAAGGCUUUAGUUGGAUGAAAGCAUUCUGCAAUAACAUUGGAAGAGUGGCACGUGCACGUAUGCUCCAUUUGUAGAUUUGCCAUACAUGCAUGCACUUGACAUGGAAUUGUGUGCUCUUGAUCAACUACGGACAGAACAAAACUGUUUUCUGUUUUUGGCAGCCUGAAAUUGGGAGUAGCCUUAUCAACAAAUAAAUUCAAUUUUGGUACUGCUACCAGCUUGUGAUUUGAGCGUAUAUUUACAGUCUAACCUCGAUAUAACGAACCUCGAUUUAACGAAAUUCGCGAUGUAACGAAGUAUUUUUAUUUCCCCAUCUUAGUUAUAUUGAAUUAACGAAACAUCGAUAUAACGAAAUUGUACUUGUAGUGAAACACUUCGUUAUAUCGAGGUUUGACUGUAGUGCUGAAGUGACUCAUCAGACUGUUCUUUCUUUCCUCGCAAAGUUUCAUGGCGCACACACACUCGGGUGUCCCAAAUGAUUUUGAGUGCAGCACAAUAUUUCGACAAAUAUUUUGCUAAAUUGUGAAAUUAUGCUUCUGGAGUGCGUGAAUUUUAGCCUAGCGUCACUGUUGUGUAAAUACUGCUUACCGCCAGCUGCGUCUGCGUGAGUUUUCCCAUGCAUGUGCACAAGGACGGAAAUAGUGCCAGCAAUUGUAAUGGUGCAAUGGCAACACUGAGCUGCAAUACUCUGCUGAAAAUAAUCAGUCUGGGCGUCAGCGAAGGGUUGGUAUAUCAGAAACUACAUAGGAACAAAAAGUGGGUGGAUAGACUGCACUAAAAUUCCUAUGCAAGCUUUUCAAAACCUUACAGAUAAUGGCAGUGUCUGGCUGAAGCUAGUUCAUAGUUUAUUAAUGAGGAAAUAAUUGCACAAGCAUUCGAAAAUGAGCGUAUGCUCAACCUGGCAACUCUCACUGUAGAGCUAUUGUGUACAAAAGGAGGGACACAAAUAUGAGAAGGUAUGGCAAAACUCAGGACAUCACCAUGACACUGCAAAUGCUGCACUUUGGUUUCAUAUCAGCACUUCAUAUAGACUCCAAGAAGCAAAGGACAAUGCUAUCCUUCGAGUGAAGUGCUUACUGUGCUUCCCUUGGUGAUUGCUGAGCGAAUACUUUAGAACCAGGCACUCUCAGCAGCAAAUCAAAGGCACUGUAGUAGAGACUGAUUUUUCUCCACGAAAAUCCUUGUCGCAGAAACGAGCGUGGAGCAUUAUUGGAUCUGUGCUGCAUCAAACAAGGAGGUGGCACUGUCCUCGGGAGGACAGUUGCCACCUCGUCAUCUGAUUAUGAGUGUUUUCCCGGAGAAAACAGUCUCCACUCCACUGCCCUCAAUUCUUCAAAGCAGCGGAGAGUCAAGGCUAGUUUGUGAAUGCAGGCAGUGUGUCUUUCACUUUAGCAUCUCUGUUGUAUGACCACAUGUCAUGCAUGAGUAACUUGGCCCAGAAUUUCUGAUCCAAACAAUUUGUUACUUAGUGAGCGAAGUUACACCAGUUACAGCUUGGCGCAGCCAUCUGAUGUAGUCUUGGUAGAUGGCCUUCCAACCGAGUACCUGAGUGCCAUGAGAAAAUAUUGCAUGCAUGGUAGCUAAUUGUCGAAAUUACUGCUACCAUGCUAUGGCUUUUCUGUUGCCUGAAGAACUAGGUUUCUUUAAAAUGAGCUUUCACCGUGACAAAUUAUGCUACAUGAAAAAAAAAAAAAAUUUUGUACUGGCUGACUAGAAAAAAAAAAAUGUCAGCGGACAACCGAAUUUUUAUAGUUCUUUUUUGAACAUGUGCACAUAUGUGUGUUGUGUGAAAACUGUGCUGAAUUCUUGUUUUCGUAAUUCCUGUCUCAAUAUUAUUUUUGUCAAUGUUUUCUCAUUGCUUGCGAGAUCAUGUUUGUUUUAAUGCAUUUUCGGUGAUUUGUUUUUAUGAGCAGACUGCAUGAGCUUAAACUUCAUGUCUUUUUUGUUUUGUUUUAUUGAGUCAUCAGUGUGAAGCUAAAAGUGCUCAACGAUGCAUCUUUGUGUUCUGCACAUUUGUUUGACCAAUAUUUGUGUGCCCAGUGUGUUUAGUACUGCUGUUUGUUUGAGUCAUGUUCUUUUCAUCAGUAGAUGUUCAGUAAAACCUUUUUUUUUUUUGUAAUGUC